Messenger RNA from Scutellospora calospora, 1043 nucleotides. The record is from the annotation of a GenBank genome assembly. NCBI's taxonomy places the organism in Eukaryota, Fungi, Glomeromycota, Glomeromycetes, Diversisporales, Gigasporaceae.
AUGACCUCUUCAGAUAUAGAACAAAACAUCUCAAUUCGAGAUUCAAAAACCGCAAAAUUACCAUUUUAUUGCAUUCUUCUUACCCUUGUAGUUGUAAUCGGUGGUUUUGAGAAUGGACUUAACACGGGCAUUACUAAUAUACCAGAACAAACAAUUCGAAAUUGUUCAAAUGGACAUGAUUACGUGAAAGGAGCAGGAGUACCAGACUGUCUCCCAAUGGGAGACUUGCUUUGGGGUUUUGCGGUAGGAAGUCAUUCGUUUGGAGCUAUUUUUGGAGGACUUGGAGCGGGUCACUUACAAACGAUAUUUGGUAGAAAGAACGUAUUAAUAUAUAAUUCCAUAACAUGGAUCAUUGGUGGAGUACUUCUCGGAGCGUCCAUAAAUCCAGUGAUGUUUAUAUGCGGACGCAUUCUUACUGGGAUCGGAACCGGAAUCGGAUCUGUCGUUAUACCGACAUAUUUAGGAGAAAUAUCGACCAUUAAAUUACGUGGUUUAAUCGGAUCUGUCUACCAAACUUCUGUCGUGGCUGGAAUAGUUGUUUCACAACUUAUUGGUUUGCCAUUAUCGUUUAUUCCCGGCUGGCGUAUUCUCCUAAGUCUAACAUCAGUAAUUGCGAUUUUUCAAUUGAUGUUAAUUCCUAUUUUAGGAGUGGAAUCUCCUAGAUAUUUGAUUUCCCAAAAUCAAAUUGAAGAAGCGAAAAAAGCAUUACAAAAAUUAAGGAAAGGAUAUAAUAUUAAUUCAGAAUUUGAAGAAAUUAUCCAGGGGCAGUCCGAAAAACAGAUUGAAGAAAUUAUUCCGGAGCAGUCCGAAAAACAGAUUGAUGAAAUUAUUCAGGGGCAGUCCGAAAAACAGAUUGAUAUCGAUCAAAAUGAAAAAUCUAUACAAACUUCUCUUGUUGUGAUUAAUGAACAACUUGAAAUAAAGAAAAAAUAUACAUUUAAAGAACUUUUACAAGAUUCAUAUUGUCGCGAGAUGUUACUUGUUUGUAUUGGAAUUCAUCUUGCUCAACAAUUUUGUGGCAUCUCAGUAAUCGUCUUUUAUAG